UGGGCUUUGCCUUAAAAAAAAAUCAAGCACUCCUAAUAAUGUUCAUAGAAAAUUCACACCCAAUUUAACGCAAAACAGAGCUAAACCAAAAUAUACCAAAUAAUAUUGUACAACAUAGAGAAUGGACAGCGACAAUCCGAGUUUGGAGGAGCAGCGCGACCGCGUGGACAAUGCGAUCUUGACCGCCAUGGAGGAUCUAGAUCGGGACUAUCUGCGCAAGCUGCAGAUCGAGAUGCACGCCUGUGCGACCGCCUGCUGUGCGGAUGCGGAUGCGAAUGCGGAGGCGGUACAGCGGUGCGUAGACCGCUGCCAAGUUCGAUUGACCCGAGCCCGCUGUUUCGUGCAGCAGGGUAUGUCCGACUUCGAGAAUCGCCUGGAGAAAUGCAUUCAGAAUUGUCGGCUCCAUGGAUCCGAUUAUCACCUGGAUCGCUGCUCCAACAACUGCGUGGACAGCCAUGUUGGACUGCUGCCCGAAAUGCUCAGGGCAAUGCGAGAUACCCUGGAAAAGGGUGUUUAACAGGAUUAUAUAUGGUGCCUUUUUCACUUCAUACAAAACCAUUAACAAAAAAAACCUACAAAAACCAAGAAUUCUACCUUAAACGUUCUUUCA
Drosophila rhopaloa is the source of this 610-nucleotide messenger RNA. RefSeq names its product protein FAM136A. The coding region runs from base 122 to 517 and encodes 131 amino acids. The transcript has a single exon. NCBI's taxonomy places the organism in Eukaryota, Metazoa, Arthropoda, Insecta, Diptera, Drosophilidae. The record is from RefSeq and is a predicted model, not a curated record. Gene Ontology annotation, cellular component: cytoplasm.